Messenger RNA from Peronospora matthiolae, 1113 nucleotides. Lineage: Eukaryota; Oomycota; Peronosporomycetes; Peronosporales; Peronosporaceae. The record is from the annotation of a GenBank genome assembly.
AUGACGGAUCAACGCGAUGCCGACGAGUGCAAGGACAAGGGCAAUGCCGAUAACGUCACGGACGCUGUCGUCGUGGUUGCGCCAUACCUUGCUGCCGUCGCCGUGGUUGACAAGGCCAAGCUCAAGCUCCAGGCCUCGAUCGUCUCGACGCUUAUCAAGUGCGUCCCGAGCUGGCACGACGUCACGCCCGACACGGUCGACGUUGAACAUCUGGGCGGCGCAAUGACGAACCUCAUUUUUGCGGUGCACAAGCCCGACGGCGAGCACAGCGACGUGCUCGUGCGUGUGUACGGCGAAGGCACCGAGUCGUUCUUUUCUCGCGUGGAAGAGACGCAGCUGUUCCAGCUCUUGAGCAAGCAGGACAUUGGGAUUGAGCUGCUAGGACAGUUUGCCAAUGGUCGAGUCGAGAAGCUCAUUACUGGCUCGACGUACACAAACAGGCGCAUGCGACACGUGAACGAGUCGCGCAUCAUUGCGAAGCAGCUGCGCGUGUUCCACGAACUUUCGAUCGAGAUUAACCGCACCCCUACGUAUCUCUCUAGUAUCCGGAAACUACUGGAGGUUGCCCGGGUCAAGUGCACGUGCGACAAGUUUGAUGACGUGAUGGACCUAACCCAGAUGGCGCAAGACGUGGACGAGCUGGAACAGCUGGUGAUGCGCGUCCCGUCUCCGAUUGUCUUGAGUCACAAUGACUUGCAGUAUGGCAACAUUAUGAAGAAUGAGGCGGGGGAGGCCGUGCUCAUUGACUUUGAGUACACGAGCUACAACCCGCGCGGGUACGACUUGGGCAACCACUUUUGCGAGUGGGCAUUUGACUACCACAAGACGGUAAAUGCACAUCUGGGCGACUUUAGCAAGUACCCGACGGUCGACGAACAGCGCACGUUUUGUCGCGCGUAUUUGGCUGGCAAAGACGGCGACGAGAACGACGUGAGCGAGGAAGAGGUGGAGCAGCUACGACACGAAGCCAACACGUACUCGCUGGCGUCACAUCUGUUCUGGGCCCUCUGGGGCUACAUCCAGGCGGCCCAGUCCACGAUCGACUUUGACUUCUUGGCGUACGGCAAGUGCCGCUACGACGCGUUCAAAUCUCGCGUCACAUUUAGGAAUUGA